Messenger RNA from Poeciliopsis prolifica (blackstripe livebearer), 794 nucleotides. RefSeq lists its product as uncharacterized. The record is from RefSeq and is a predicted model, not a curated record. Lineage: Eukaryota; Metazoa; Chordata; Actinopteri; Cyprinodontiformes; Poeciliidae. Bases 474 to 794 code for a protein of 106 amino acids. The transcript is spliced from 3 exons.
UUUGGUGUUUAUUGUACUUGUUUGAGACUUAUAUCAGUUCGUGACAGAUGAGAUUUGAAAUGGUUUUGGGAGGAUGACUGAUGCUCAGCUGAUGUCUUAAGCUUAUUUAUUGUUAUUUCGGUGAGAUUUUUCUUCACUCCGGAGUGAUCAUCAGCAGGGAUCUCGCCUUCUGGCCGCCGUGGCCGUGCGGCGCGCUCCCGCCCCUCCGUCAGGAGGAGACUGGUGCUGAAGCUGACGAGAAUGAGGAUGCGGACGAUGAUGGCGGUGAUGGAGGAGCAGCGCUGAGUUUAGUCGCUGUUUUCUCCCCUUCCCCCCCUUUUUUCCUAUUGACAUUUUUUAUAUAUGUAUGUUCAUUUAAAUUAGGGCCUCACAGAAACAAAAAAUAAUAAUAAUAAAAAAAGAAAAAGCAGAAACGCUGUCGAUUUAACCCAGCCUGCCUUCACCUCCCUCCAAUCUCCUGAGCUCGCACAGAGAUGGGGAACGAAGCGAGCAUGGAGGGCGGCGGGGAGCCGGGAGCCGCCGGGAUGAUGGGGUCGCCUAUGCCCGGUGGACCCGGAACAGGACCGGGGCCAGGACAGCAUAUGAAGCCGGUCAACGGGGCAGCUGCCGGGGGAGGAAUGGGAGUCGGAGGCCCUGGCAUGGGGAUGGCAAGAGGUCCAACAGGCCCGAUGGGUAGUCCAAAGCCAGGAAUGCAACCAGGUGGACAUGGUGGAGGAGGAAUGGGAGGAAUGGGGGAGGGAUGGGAGGGGGGGAGGGAUGGGAGGAGGAAUGGGGAGGAGGUAUGGGUGGGAUAG